Ilex paraguariensis (yerba mate) is the source of this 1316-nucleotide messenger RNA. The record is from the annotation of a GenBank genome assembly. NCBI's taxonomy places the organism in Eukaryota, Viridiplantae, Streptophyta, Magnoliopsida, Aquifoliales, Aquifoliaceae.
CUCUCUCUCUCUCUCUCUCUCUCUCACACACACACACACACACACAUGGGGGACAUUACUGUCAAUGGCGGCCCCCAUGACCCAUUGGAAAACCCACCAAAGAGCUACGCACUGAGUGGCAAAAUCAUGCUAAGCGCAAUAAUCAUCUUAUUCGUCGUUGUGGUCGUCAUGGUAGUCCUCCAUCUCUACGCUCGGUGGUACCUCCUCCGCGCUCAAAGGAGACAAGUCCUUCUCCGCCGACGCCGCAGCCGCAGCCGCGCCCGCCGCCGCGCCCACCUCGUCUUUUACGUCGACAAUCCCAAUUCCACCGCCACUCGCGGCCUUGAACCUUCGGUCCUGAACUUACUUCCAGAGUUCAUCUACUCCCCCAAGACCCACCCGGAAACGCUAGAAUGCGCCGUGUGCUUAUCGGAAUUCGAAGAGAAUGAGAAAGGUCGUCUUUUACCUAAAUGUAACCAUUCUUUUCAUGUAGAUUGUAUUGACAUGUGGUUUCACGCUCACUCCACUUGCCCAAUUUGCCGGUCACUGAUUGAACCGGUUCAGGCCGCCGAAAACAACCGGUCCGAUGUAGUGGUUUCAGUGGGUGAGACUGAACCGGGUUCAAGUUCUGUGUUAUGCCUUGCCUGUCCACACGAGGAGGAAGAGGAACAGAGCGCUUCUACUUCAAUGGAGUCUCGGAGGAAGGUUAAGGACAUGGUGGGUGUGACGAUAGAGGUGCCAAGAAGAAAUCAGUCAGGGGACGAGUUGGGACUGAGUUCACCAGCGAGUCAGGGGUUCAAAUCGCCUGGUGCUCGUUUGUUCUCUCUGAAGAGAAUUAUCAGUAUGAAUAGAAGAGGAUCCGAUACCGGGUCGAGCUCUGGUGGGUCGUCGGUGGGGACUGAGUUGGAUAUAGAGCGGGGAGUAGCGAGUUGACUCAAAAGCUAACUCGGAGAAAGUAUUUAACUUGACAGAAAAGUCACGCGACGGCGUGUUAGAACGAUGAAAGUGUCAAAAAAGUCAGACAUUUUUGCCAACUGUCAGUCUAGAUGGAGAAGUGGGUUUUUGCCACGUCGCACUCAUCGAUCGACUAUUGUCUUUGUAUUGUACACGUGGAGAUAUGUGAAUAUAGAUGAUCAUGAGCGCAGCCAUCAUUGACCGGGUUGUUGACUAGGGGCUAUGGAUAUUAUCCAAUUCUUAUUUAUUUAAUUUUUUACUGAAAAGCGUGUUGUUCAGAAGUACAUGAAUAUCGCAUUGCUUUAAGGAAACAAAAUUUUAGGACUUCAUGUUGUUAAUUUUUUGUUAUUUCCUUUAUAUAAAAAGAAGUUAAUUUUUUGUUA